Messenger RNA from Exaiptasia diaphana, 1047 nucleotides. RefSeq lists its product as uncharacterized. The transcript is spliced from 4 exons. The record is from RefSeq and is a predicted model, not a curated record. The coding region runs from base 15 to 551 and encodes 178 amino acids. Lineage: Eukaryota; Metazoa; Cnidaria; Anthozoa; Actiniaria; Aiptasiidae.
CUGUAAAUAUAUAGAUGAAGAUGAAAGCAACUGUCCCAAAAGUAACGUUAUGGACCAUAAAUAGCAUAUUAGCCUUGGCAGGACUAGUGGUGAUGAAUAUAUACGUAUUAAGAACUUGUAAGCAAUGUGUAUUUUUCGGUCAUAUCCAAGAAGUUGAAAGAAUUUUCACUAGCGGUUCAAUGAUAUGGUGCAUGUUCAUCAUGUCGGGCUGUUUCGUGUCAUUUGGAACUGGCUUAGUUGUUUUAUUAGGAGAAUUUCGUAAAUUCAAAAAUGUAAGUAUGUCAUUUUUCAAUCAAUCAAGCAAUUUCCUGAUAUUGAGAGCUUCAUUGUUGUGGACGUUUUUGGCUGCAAUAGUUUCAGCUGUAGGUUUUUUCACAUGGUGCCAGUCAUUUAAAGUUAACAGUUGUUUUAAAAAUGCAAGUCAAGACUGGCAUGCCUUUACUCCCAAACAUUCAGACUGCUUUGGAGCAAGUGCUUGGCAAAUAUUGUUAAAUGUCUUUCUAUGGGGAAGUUUUCUCUUACAAAGCUUAAGUUGGUUUCAUUAUUUGUGAAAUGCAAUUCAUUCAAAGAGGACUUGUGGUGAAUACUGCUUGUACAUGUGACAGUGCCAGAUAAGUUUACACCAUUUUCAAGGAGUCGAUAUAUGCAUACUUCUCAAAACAAAGACUUUGUGAAAUGAAGAAACUAUGGAAAACCAUACUCAAAGAGAUUCAGUAACACACUUGGAAUAUUUUACCCUGAUGUUGCAUAUAUCUCAAUAAAUUAUUGUAGACAGCCAUUGUUAAUGAAGUUUAUUUAGUGGAAGAUUUGCACCUCAAGUUUAUAAAGAACAUCAAAGUUUAAGGCUCCUGUGCAAGAACCUUUCAAAGAUUUGCUCACACAAAAUUCACCAUCUCGAUUUUGAGCCAAUCCAAAAAGCAAGACUAGAGACAAGACUAGACAAGAGAUCAUUUGUAAAUCAAAAGAAAGGGUUGUUAUUGGGUGCAUGAGUGCCUUUGAGAGCUUCAUUUAAAGCCUUAUUCCUACAAAUAGAAUAACCAGUUACAG